This is a messenger RNA of Nomia melanderi (Alkali bee), 881 nucleotides long. RefSeq names its product UPF0235 protein C15orf40 homolog. The record is from RefSeq and is a predicted model, not a curated record. Lineage: Eukaryota; Metazoa; Arthropoda; Insecta; Hymenoptera; Halictidae. Gene Ontology annotation, cellular component: cytoplasm.
GGUUGGCAUUUCUGCUACACGUGCGCAGAUGUACCAGUCGACCGCAAGCAGAUGAGGUUAAACAAUAAUUUGUAUACAUUUUAUACGAAGGCAUCGAAUCAUGGAUGCGAUGCAAGGUUACUUUUGAAUUCGAAAUAAUGUGGUAUUUUCGAAAUACUUGUCUACGUGAAAGCAGUUUACAGCGUUUAACAAGUAUUUGUGAAAUGUCGAAGCAAGGCUCAAAGAAAGUUGGCAAAACACAGAAAGCGACGGCUAACGAGGAAGCCAAGGGACCCGUGGGUCUAGAUAAAAAUGGAAACGUUACCAUCAGGAUCCACGCAAAGCCCGGAGCUAAAAAUAAUAAUAUAACGGAUAUCUCUGAAGAAUUUGUGGGCAUCGCCAUAUCCGCCCCUCCAGUCGAAGGCGAAGCGAACGUGGAACUUGUCAAAUAUUUAGCUUCCGUAUUAGGAAUGCGAAAAUCGGAUGUAUUCUUGGAUAGAGGUUCGAAAAGUCGUCAAAAGAUUGUAGUAGUGUCUGGUUCCACAGUACAGACAGUCUUGGACAAAUUAACAAGAGAAAUGCGAAUAUAACAAUGAACUUUCACUAAUUCAUUAUGAUUCCGUCUAUUUUUUCACACAUACAUCCCAAUAGCUUUCUUCUGCUAUCGAGUUACAUUUAUUAUACAUGAAUGUGUCAUAAAUAUGAAAUAAAUUUAAGGUUCCCUCCUACGGAGACUCUCCUUCUCCCAUGUGUCUCUUUCUAUGCACCCGAUCAGGGGAAAACUGUGUGUAUGUACAUUUCUUGUAUUCGUAUUCUAUUGCGCUUGAACAUUGUCAAUUCCAUUUAAUAUUCUGAUAAAUGCUAUAAGAUGUUACGCGUGUAUACAACAAUCUAAUACUCAG